This is a messenger RNA of Poecilia reticulata (guppy), 6612 nucleotides long. RefSeq names its product solute carrier family 5 member 5 (gene slc5a5). Gene Ontology annotation, molecular function: symporter activity. Gene Ontology annotation, biological process: sodium ion transport; iodide transmembrane transport. The record is from RefSeq and is a predicted model, not a curated record. NCBI's taxonomy places the organism in Eukaryota, Metazoa, Chordata, Actinopteri, Cyprinodontiformes, Poeciliidae. Gene Ontology annotation, cellular component: extracellular exosome; membrane.
UAAUUAUAUAUAACAUAAAUAAUAUAAAUAACAUAAAAAAUUUGUCUUCCUUGUAACUGAUUUACGAGGAAGUUGCUUUGUUUGAAGCUGAAUAUAAGAAAAGCGAUCAGAAAAGAGUAACUUUGAGAAUCUGAAGCAAUAUGAAGCUUCACACUAACAGGGUAGCAGUCUUUGCUUGUGUUGUCCYCUGUUGUCCCCCUGCCUUUUAGGUGGUUACGUACCAGACAUKUAAUAAUAUUCAAAGACCUUUGGGGAUUCCCACUGGGUUUUUGUGAAACUGAUUGGCAUGSUCUGCUACAUAAGGAKCAAUGUAGCAUGAAAAGUAAAGAAAACCYUUUGGUAACUUCUGUCCCAUUGUUUCAUGUUUMAGAACUGGCUCUUAAAUUACUUAUUUGACACAGGAAAUAACAUCUACCWCAGAAUUCASACUGAAACACGUCAGAAUAAAAAGAAUAUUGAAGCAUUAAAAUGUGUAAAGGUAAGCAUUCACUGAAUACACACACAGCUACAGCARAUCAAAACAGAGAAACAUUUCAAUGUUAUUAGUUGAGAACAGUCGACUUUACCCAGCACAUAAUUUCUAACAACUGUCUGAUAGUCCCAACGUCAAGCACCAAACAUAAAUAUUAUUAAAACCUUAAGUCGCUGGUCAACCUGUUACCUUUUACAUUUGGAUGUCCUUAUUUCUUCAGUUCAUCGGUUUGUUCCUGUAAGUUCGUGCUUUCCUUUUUUUGACUUCUGCGUUUCUUAUUCUCUGUAUGUCACUGUCAGCGUGUCAGGGUGUUGACAGGAAGUACUAUCUGAUUUCCUGAUUUUUGACAAGCGUACCAAAAAUGUCGACAGUGUCUGAUCGCUGUCAGUUGUUUUUUUUUUUAUUUCACAGUCACAAAACAUGAAGAAAACUUUACUUUCUCACACAAAAUUAUAUUCUGUUCAGUACUUAGACAACUUAACCACAAUAUGCUGCACAUUGACUGAAAAAAGGGGAUUUCUUCUYCUAAAAUUGAAACUUCCUGAUUCCUUUACYAUUGUUGCAUCUUUCUGAAUGAGCCUGUGGAGAACAUUGACAYAUUUACAGGAAAAUAUGUGAACAUUCAGAGCCUCCAAAACAGUUAMAUUUUCUGUGUAUGAAAACAUUGCCUAUUGUAUUUCAGUCAUGUUUGUUCCAAAUAUGGACAGUUUCCAUUCACAGAUGCAGUAUUCAAAAGCUUGAUUGUAAAAGAGCAAGAUUCUCUUUCUGCUGCUCCAUAGAACAACAAAUAAAGCAGCAAUAAGAAAAUUAGACACCAUAAUUAUGUUAUUAUAGGAACUCAAACAGAACUUUUUUAUUUUCUUUUGAAAGAUUUCUUGAUGAUGAAAUGAUCAUGAGAGAAGCUUAUGUUCCAUGGAAGCGAACGUCCAUCUUUCAAGAAAUCGAUUUAUCUGACAUUUCAGGAAAAGAAACCCARUGUGGCUUCGCUUCUCAGCAGCGCAGCUUCCUGUUCUAGUUUUACCAAAACCACCUGGUCUAAGCUGCAUUCACAUCCAGCUUGAACUAUGAGUUUAAUUCAUUCUUAUUGCACUUUUCAUGUUGCUGUUUGCACUUGUUGCAAAUGCAUAAGUUCUCCUGCUUAACAUUAUUCAGUUUGUUAAAGAUUUGUUAAGAUGUGUGCAAAUUUAGCUCCUGGAUUCCUUUAGUGGAGUUUGUUUCCUCAUAAUGAAAAUAUACGAAUCAAUACAGACUUUUCCUGCAAUCAUAURUCACUAUUAAAUUUCCUUGUUAUUUGAUUAACUCAGAUUAACCACCAGUUUCCUGUUAAUGCUAAAUAAGACAACGACUCAGGGGUCAUCCCUUCUGUUCUGACAGAGAGGGAUCAGAACAUGAAGCUGUGCAGUUUGACCACUUAGACAUCUUUCAUAUUAAAGUCAUAUUUUACUGCAAGCAGCCCUACAGAUAUUUUACUGAUACAGUAAAGUGUGUGUAUGCUAUGUUGCAAUGGAUAUGAAAACAUGUUCAGUGAAAAACCUGUUUGCUCCUUCUGUUUUUGCUGUUUUUUGUCAGCCUUGUUUCRGAUAAUCAGAAAUAAAUACACACUGGAUAAAUAUGACCUGAGUAAAUACAGCAACUAGGGUAYGGAGCUGGACCAGCUGUGUGAUGUUAGCUCUAUUGCAUGUGGGGUGUCAGAUAUGUUGUUUUCUCAUUCAACGUCUCUCCCAUUUCUUGCUCCAUAAAGGUCAAUAAGAGUCAAAAGACACAUUUUAGGCUAUAUAAUCUUUUAAUUGUUUUACAUAAUUUCAACCAUCAUUUUCCUACUGGCUACAAUAAUCUGCACUCCGCUUACUGACACAAGCUGAACAGGUCUUGAAUUAUCAAAUGCUGGGUUUCUUGGCUAAGAGGUACAUCUAUAACUAUUAAACUUAGUAAAACCACACUGAAUACUAUAGCAGAAAACUGCUACUGUUUUGGAAUUAAAGUAAAUUAGGGAAAAGCCCUGGAUAGUUAUUUGUUUCUAAAAUGCCUUUUUGAUCAUUCGCCAUUGUCAAAACUUGUAAAAACUAUUAAAGGUCUCAUUUUUUUUCUGGAAGAGAUACAUAACCUUAAAUAUACCAAUAAAGUUGGAACUUUUACAAUAUUUACUACAGAUCCUCAUUUAACUGACUUUUGUGUAACAGUUUUAUACGAAUCAGAUUUUAUUACCUGUAGUAUGUAUUUGGGUCAAGGUUUGCUGCAAAAGACAAAAAUAGCCAAGCGUUUACAGUCAAAUGUUUAAAGCUUGUAAUGAUUGAAGCAUCAGAACCAACAUAGUGAGUUUUAUUACACUGUUUAAACUUAAGGUUGAACUCUACUUUGAGCUUAAGCUUCUGACAGAGUUUUAUAUGCAAUAAAGCCAGUGCUUGUAACCACAAUAGAAACAAUUUACAGGUACACAAGAGAGUCAUCUAAAAAAAUGCUCUUUUACAGCAAUUAGUGUCACUUCAGGUAAGGAUGUGUCGGAAGCCUUACAAUAAAUGUCUUUCACAUAUCUUUAGCUCUUGCUGGGAUUAAUGUCACAGCAAGAGCUAAAGGAAGUMAUUCAUGAGUUAAUCUUUAGUUUAAUUGAUUACUACGAGAGUGUCUUCAAAGGUCUGCCUAAAAAGUCAAUCACACAUCUGCAGCUGCUGUUGUCAUUUUCAGUUUCCUCAUCAUUUACCAUUUUUUUGCAAAUCUCUGUUAAAAUGGUCAUUUCUUUUAGAACCAGCUCUUUUUCCCUUUAAYUGUAUUAURCAUCUAUGGACAUAAGCRCGGUCUCUUGUAACUGAACAGCACUCCUUGUGCUCGCCAUUAAUAUUAGGGACUUUUGAACAGAAUGACUUUAUUGCUCUUUUAAGAUUGAAUGAAAAUAAUCAAUCUGAGAGAGAGCUAUUGACAUACAACAACUUUUCUGAUGAGGAGUUAAUGAUCAUUUACUGUAUGUAUGUUACUGGCAUCAUAUGUAUAGAUCAAAUUCCAGCAAUCAGUAUUAGAAAGAAGAUAAGAUGGUGUUUUUACUGUUCUUCAUUUUGUUAGAGACCAUUUCUUCAAAAGGAAGGUAUACUUUUUUUUUUUUUUGGAGCAGUUGGAAUUAUUCUUUGCAGGUUUGUUGAAUAUUUUAGGAUUCACCAAUUUAUUGGUUUGGCAAAUWUUUAUCUAUUUUACAUGUUUGCUGGGAGGUCAUGGUCUGUGUUCAGAUUUUGGAAUAAAUCUAGAAUACGCUGAAGUUAUACCCAAAUAUYCACAAAUCCCUCCUUUGUACCUUAAUGUUUAAUUAUGCCCUCUCUCCAGCUCAUKUCCCACUUAUUCCUUUAUCAGCAUCCGUAUAUAUUUCUGUUUGGUUGCACACUGUAAACCUUCAAACUUUCAUUGACCCUCUCCUCUGAGUGUCUUCCUUUAAGGAAGGUCUCAAGAUGUGCUGAGGCAUUACUCACAAACACAAGUGUGUCAGAGAAGGUGCACGGAUAUCUUCCAGCUGCUGAGGGGUGAAGUUGGCUGUCAGCACAUUUUUACUUCACAGACUGGACUGAACUGACAUAGGGGCCCCAGGGAGGUUGGCAUCUAUUUCCAGUGGUUAGCAGGUGACUCAUUAACCAGUGACAUCUAAAGGCAAACAGAAGUGACCAGAUCAACUAAACAUCUGGAUUCAGAAGAGACUUAAAGACAGAAAGAUCCUAAUUCAGCAAUGGAGGAAAACACUGACAGUAAUCCAGGGUUUAUGCUGGCUGACUACGCCGUCUUUGCUGCUAUGUUGUCAGUUUCCAUGGCGAUUGGGCUUUUUCAGGCUCUGAAAAAACAGCGAAGGGAUGCAACUGCAGAGGCCUUCUUCACCGGAGGUCGGAGCAUGCCGGCUGUGCCUGUUGGCCUGUCGCUCUGUGCCAGCUUCAUGUCAGCUGUCCAGGUCCUGGGUGUUCCCUCAGAGGGAUUUCGCUAUGGCUUCAAAUUCCUCUACAUGUGCCUCGGACAAAGCAUCAACUCCCUGCUGACAGCUUACCUGUUCCUGCCAGUUUUCUUUCGACUGGGCAUCACCAGCACCAACCAGUAUCUAAAGAUGAGGUUUGGCAGAGGGAUGCAGCUGCUGGGAAGCGUCCAGUUUAUUCUUGCAACGCUGCUUUACACUGGGAUUGUCAUCUAUGCACCAGCUUUGAUCUUAAAUCAAGCUACUGGACUCAGUAUCUGGGUGUCUCUCUUUUCCACGGGGUUCAUUUGCACCAUAUACACCACACUGGGCGGCAUGAGGGCUGUUAUCUGGACCGACGUCUUCCAGAUUGUUGUCAUGUUAUCAGGCUUCAUGGCAAUUUUCAUCCAAGGGACAAUUCUGGUUGGUGGUCCUGCACAAGUACUGGAGAUUGCCAGCAAUGGAUCACGCCUUAAUUUCAAUGAUUUUGAUGUCGAUCCACGGAAACGUUACACCUUCUGGAGCCUCAGUGUUGGGGGCUCCUUGGUUUGGUUGUCCAUGUACGGGGUAAACCAAGCACAAGUUCAGCGCUACAUUUCCUGCCGAUCAGAGAAAGAAGCCCAGUGGGCUCUGUUUGUAAAUCAGAUCGGUCUGUGCCUCAUUGUGAGCAGCGCAGCAACCUGCGGUAUUGUCAUGUUUGCUUAUUACAACCUCUGCGACCCGCUGAAAUCUGGGAGGAUUUCUGCACCUGAUCUGUACAUGCCAUUCUUCGUGUUGGACAUAUUCAGUAAUCAUCCAGGAUUCCCAGGUCUUUUCCUUGCCUGUGCAUAUAGCGGGACUCUCAGCACUGCCUCCACGAGUAUCAACGCCAUGGCUGCAGUGACGAUGGAGGAUAUACUGAGGCCUCAUCUGCUCCAGAUGAAACAGAAGAAACUAGUCCUGGUUUCCAAAGGACUGUCAUUCCUGUAUGGAGUUGGAUGUAUCACUGUAGCAGCUCUCUCCUCCUUCCUGAACUGGGGGGUUCUUCAGGGUUCGUUCACUGUCAUGGGUGUGGUCAGUGGUCCAGUUCUGGGCGUAUUCAUUUUGGGAAUGUUUGUCCCAGGAACAAACAGGCUGGGCGCRUACUCUGGAAUAUUGRCGGGAUUCUGUGUCUCUCUGUGGCUGGCUGUGGGUUCAACUCUUCACCCACCCAGUGAGGAGACAAUGGGUGUCCUGCCCAGCUUCACAGAUGGCUGCAGCWUUGCUAAUGGCACAAGAAACAACAGCUCUAACCUGGAUGAGGUUUCCAUCUUGACCCCACUUCAUCCUAARCACCAAGGUGGCCUCCUCAACUUCUACUCUGUGUCUUACCUCUAUUUCGGAGCCAUGGCCACCAGUUCAGUCAUACUGGUGGGACUGAUAGUGAGCUAUGCAACAGGGCCAACAAAGAGGAGUCAAAUAAAAGAGGGGUUGCUAUGGUGGGACCUGAAUAAAAAGGAGAUAGAGAUCUCGUCAGAAAGCAGAACCGAUGUGAUAUYCAGGAUGUUCCCCUGCUUCGUUCAGAAUGCAUGCAGGAAUACACAACAGAUAUCUGCAGUUCACAUGGGAAAUAAUCAGGAGGACAAAUUAAUAGACAACCGAGUGGUGGUUCCUUUGAAGAGCCUACCCAGAGAYGAUGUGCUGUAAAUGGAAAAAAAAGAGGAUGUAGUUUUUAAAUGGUAUUAACCUCCAAAUUACUCAUAGCGAAUAUUGGAAUUUCCUCUGUAGUAGCAGUAAAGUUUUUUUUGGUUUUUUUUUACCUUAUCAUUUGAAGUUUCAAAAUCCUGACACACAUUCAGAGUCAUUGAUCUUUCAAAGAGCCAUAAAUAUAAAUAAUAUCCAGUACAGUAAAAUAUGAUGAAAGACUUUCAUUUCCUUCUGGUAUGUACUGUUUUGGGAAAGAUGUGCAUCUGCAAUGUGUCAACACGAGAAUGAUGGGAAGCAGAGACAACGGUUUAAAUCAGUGUGUACGUUUGCCGUAAUUUAGUGAUGGUUUCCUUAUUUCAUGCUCUGUUAUCAGGGCUUUGUUUUUUUCCUGUUUUUUUAUUAUUGGAAGCAAAGUGGGUCACAGCUUCACACUCAAAUGUAAAUGAUGAGACAACAUGGUCAUAUACAAAAAAUCAGUUGACACGUCUUUAUUGAAAACAGUUUGGGUUACUUUUCAAAAAAUAUAUGUAUAGUGAACAGUAAAAUUAAUAUUAACAAA